Ochotona curzoniae (black-lipped pika) is the source of this 3197-nucleotide messenger RNA. Its product is annotated as huntingtin-interacting protein 1. The record is from RefSeq and is a predicted model, not a curated record. Lineage: Eukaryota; Metazoa; Chordata; Mammalia; Lagomorpha; Ochotonidae. The transcript is spliced from 31 exons. Gene Ontology annotation, biological process: clathrin coat assembly; actin filament organization; endocytosis. Bases 39 to 3152 code for a protein of 1037 amino acids. Gene Ontology annotation, molecular function: clathrin-cargo adaptor activity; actin filament binding; phosphatidylinositol-3,4-bisphosphate binding. Gene Ontology annotation, cellular component: presynapse; actin cortical patch; clathrin-coated vesicle.
GGCCGAGGGGCCCUUGACUUCUUGCUCCUCUCGGCGACAUGGACCGGAUGGCCAGCUCCAUGAAGCAGGUGCCCAACCCGUUGCCCAAGGUGCUAAGCCGGCGCGGGGUCGGCGCGGGGCUGGAGGCGGCGGAGCGCGAGAGCUUCGAGCGGACUCAGACCGUCAGCAUCAAUAAGGCCAUUAACGCACAGGAAGUGGCGGUAAAGGAAAAACACGCCAGAACAUGCAUCCUGGGGACCCACCACGAGAAGGGGGCACAGGCCUUCUGGUCUGUCGUGAACCGCCUGCCACUGUCCAGCAACGCCGUGCUGUGCUGGAAGUUCUGCCAUGUAUUCCACAAACUCCUACGGGACGGGCACCCACACGUCCUCAAGGACUCCCUGAGAUACAAGAAUGAGCUGAGUGACAUGAGCAGGAUGUGGGGCCACCUGAGUGAGGGCUACGGACAGCUGUGCAGCGUCUACCUCAAACUGCUGAGAACCAAGAUGGAGUUUCACACCAAAAAUCCCAGGUUCCCAGGCAACCUUCAGAUGAGUGAUCGGCAGCUGGACGAGGCUGGAGAAAGUGACGUGAACAACUUUUUCCAGUUAACAGUGGAGAUGUUUGACUACCUGGAGUGUGAACUCAACCUCUUUCAAACCGUGUUCAACUCCUUGGACAUGUCGCGCUCCGUGUCCGUGACAACAGCCGGGCAGUGCCGCCUUGCGCCACUCAUCCAGGUCAUCCUGGACUGCAGCCACCUCUACGACUACACGGUCAAGCUGCUCUUCAAGCUCCACUCCUGUCUCCCAGCUGACACCCUUCAGGGCCACCGGGACCGCUUCAUGGAGCAGUUCACAAAGUUGAAAGACCUCUUCUACCGCUCCAGCAAUCUGCAGUACUUCAAGAGGCUCAUUCAGAUCCCGCAGCUGCCCGAGAACCCACCCAAUUUCCUACGCGCCUCGGCCCUGUCGGAACACAUCAGUCCCGUGGUGGUCAUCCCUGCCGAGGCCUCAUCCCCCGACAGCGAGCCUGUGUUGGAGAAGGACGACCUCAUGGACAUGGAUGCCUCCCAACAGAAUUUAUUUGACAACAAGUUCGAUGACAUCUUCGGCAGCUCGUUCAGCAGUGGGCCCUUCAAUUUCAACAGUCAGAACGGCGUGAGCAAGGAUGACAGGGACCACUUGAUCGAGCGGCUCUACCGAGAGAUCAGCGGGCUCAAGGCCCAGCUGGAAAACACAAAGGCAGAGAGCCAGCGGGCCCUGCUGCAGCUGAAGGGCCGUGUCAGCGAGCUAGAGGCCGAGCUGGCCGAGCAGCGGCACCUGCGGCGGCAGGCAGCCGACGACAGCGAGUUCCUCCGGGCCGAGCUGGACGAGCUCAAGAAGCAGCGUGAGGACACGGAGAAAGCCCAGCGCAGCCUGACAGAGAUUGAAAGGAAGGCCCAGGCCAAUGAGCAGCGAUACAGCAAGCUCAAGGAGAAGUACAGCGAGCUGGUUCAGAAUCAUGCUGACCUGCUGCGUAAGAAUGCAGAGGUGACCAAACAGGUGUCUGUGGCCAGACAAGCACAGGUGGAUCUGGAACGAGAGAAGAAGGAACUGGAGGAUUCCUUUGAGCGCGUCAGUGACCAGACCCAGCAGAAGACACAAGAGCAACAGGAACUUCUGGAGAACUUGAAGCAGGAACUCACCACCAGCAAGCAAGAGCUGCAAGUCCUCCAAGGCAGCCUAGAGGCUGCAGCCCAGUCAGAAGCCAAAUGGGUAGGGCAGAUUGCAGACCUGCAGGAGGAGCGGGACAGCUUGGCAAGCGCCGCCAUGCAGCGGGAGGAGGAAUUCUCUGCACUAAGGGAACAGCUGGAAAAAACCCAGCUCCAACUGGCCAGUGCAAAGGAAGCCGUGUGCCAUUUUGCCAAGGACCAACGGAGGAUGCUUCUGGAAGGGUCGCGGAAGGCUGCUGAGCAGGUGAUCCAGGAGGCCUUGAGCCAACUCGAGGAACCCACGCUCGUCAGCUGCGCCGGGUCUGCAGAGCACCUUCUGUCCACGGUCAAGUCUGCUUGCAGCUGCUCUGAAGAGCUGGAAAAAAGCCGGAGCCAGUAUCUGGCCUGCCCAGAAGAUAUCAGUGGGUUCCUGCACUCCAUCACCCUGCUGGCACACUUGACCAGCGACACCAUCACCCACGGUAGCACCACUUGCCUCCGCGCCCCGCCAGAACCUGCUGACUCGCUGACCGAGGCCUGCAAACAGUAUGGCAAGGAGACCCUCCUGUACCUGGGCGCCCUAGAGGCGGAGGGAACACUUGACAGCGCUGACCCCACAGCCAUGAGGAACUGCCUGAACAAGAUCAAGGCCAUUGGCGAGGAGCUCCUCCCCAGGGGCCUGGACAUCAAGCAGGAGGAACUCGGGGACCUGGUGGACAAGGAGAUGGCCACCACUUCCGCUGCCAUUGAGGCAGCCACGGCCAGAAUAGAGGAAAUGCUCAGCAAAUCCCGCGCGGGAGACACGGGGGUCAAGUUGGAGGUGAACGAGAGGAUCCUCGGCUCCUGUACCAGCCUCAUGCAAGCCAUCCAGGUCCUGAUUGUGGCCUCAAAGGACCUCCAGAGAGAGAUCGUGGAGAGUGGCCGGGGUACCGCCUCCCCAAAGGAAUUCUACGCCAAGAACUCCCGCUGGACGGAAGGUCUCAUCUCCGCCUCCAAGGCUGUAGGCUGGGGAGCCACCGUCAUGGUGGAUGCAGCCGAUCUCGUGGUACAAGGCAAAGGAAAAUUUGAGGAGCUCAUGGUGUGUUCACGUGAAAUUGCUGCUAGCACAGCCCAGCUGGUCGCUGCAUCCAAGGUAAAAGCCGACAAGGACAGCCCCAACCUUGCCAAGCUGCAGCAGGCAUCUCGGGGAGUGAACCAGGCUACCGCUGGGGUCGUGGCCUCCACCAUCGCUGGCAAAUCCCAAAUCGAGGAAAUAGACAGCAUGGACUUCUCCUGCAUGACGCUGACGCAAAUCAAACGCCAGGAGAUGGACUCACAGGUCAGGGUGCUGGAGCUAGAAAAUGACUUGCAGAAGGAACGCCAGAGGCUGGGAGAGCUGCGGAAAAAGCACUAUGAACUUGCAGGGGUCACUGAAGGCUGGGAAGAAGAAUCGGAAGCAACUCCACCUUCCCUACAAGAAGCCGGGAGCGAGAAAGCCUAGACCUGCACAGUGCCCCAUCCGUCAGAGCGUAAAUCCUGUGACCCA